UCCAUUUAAAUAACCAAUAGGCUGGUGAAAUUAGGAAUGUAUUGUGCUUUUUCUCACUCUAUUAUUAUUAUUCUGCAAAUGUAAUGCUUGCCAUUUCUCUCCGGUCCCCUAGAAGGCGCUAAAGAUUCAUCCAACCACAUGACUGCAGCCGUAGCAGCAAAUGAAUCACUACGUCCUGUCUGGACAAAAACAAUGGAAGCGACUCUUCGCGAGCGCCGCCAAAAGAUAUUUACGUGCCAGUCGUGUGGUCUAAGCUGUCCUUACACUUCCUACGGACAGAAACCACCGAACACCAGAGCCAUUGUGUUGCUGGAGGAGUGCUAUGUGACGAAAGACCCCUUCAGUCCAGAGAAAGAGAAGUUCCUCGUUUUGGGUUCCAAGUGCAGCCUGUGUGGCGCUACCAUUUGUGUUGGUUCGGACUGCAGCCUCUUCUACACCAAGAGGUUCUGCCUGCGCUGCGUCAACGAAAACCUGCAGCAAUUUCCCCACCAGAUCCGGACCGAGCUGACCAAGAAGCAGCCGCGAUAGGUUUACAGUCCUUUUUUUUUUUUUUUUUUUUUUAAUUAAACACCAUGGGACACUUAAGCACCUCCGAAAUAGAAUGCCGAUGGUGUGUUUUUAUUCAUACGCUUGAGAGUGAUUUCUAAUAUUUUGUCAUUCAUCACUAAAUAUUUCCUUCAUUGGAUCUCUUACU
Hippocampus zosterae (dwarf seahorse) is the source of this 694-nucleotide messenger RNA. RefSeq names its product cysteine rich DPF motif domain containing 1 (gene cdpf1). Bases 139 to 528 code for a protein of 129 amino acids. The transcript is spliced from 3 exons. Lineage: Eukaryota; Metazoa; Chordata; Actinopteri; Syngnathiformes; Syngnathidae. The record is from RefSeq and is a predicted model, not a curated record.